This is a messenger RNA of Chenopodium quinoa (quinoa), 1773 nucleotides long. RefSeq names its product small GTPase LIP1-like. Lineage: Eukaryota; Viridiplantae; Streptophyta; Magnoliopsida; Caryophyllales; Amaranthaceae. The transcript is spliced from 7 exons. Gene Ontology annotation, biological process: intracellular protein transport. The record is from RefSeq and is a predicted model, not a curated record. The coding region runs from base 455 to 1459 and encodes 334 amino acids. Gene Ontology annotation, molecular function: GTPase activity; GTP binding. Gene Ontology annotation, cellular component: endomembrane system.
CCUCAAGGUUACAAGGUAGAUUCCUCUCCAACUACACCAAGCCAAACCUUACUUGAUUAUAUAAGCGUUGUAGCGUGGUUAAGUACCUUUAAAAAAUAAAGGGAUUAGGACAGAUACAAUAAUUUAGGACAAAUUCAGAUUAACUAAAUAGGGCCUAGAUGUACUCGUACCUGAAAUGUGCAACCGAAAAAAAAAAAAUAUAUAUAUAGUAGUGCAACCGAACCAGAAUUCACACAUCUUACUGCCCCAACCACAAGGAAGGCGGGAACUGCAUUAGAAGUCACCAAACCAAAGCUAGCAACGUCUAAUCAUAUCCCUUUCAUCUAAAAAAAAUCCACCAAACUCACCUAAAUUACUCUCAAUGAACUCUGCUGCUCUUCAAUCUGACAUUCGAUCAAUUUUUGUAUUGUGAAUAGAUGUUCUAACUCUGCUGCUCUUCAAUCUUUCAUUCGAGAUGUUCUGGAGGGAAAGAGAGAGAGAAAUCAGGGAUAACAAUGGCGGCCCCCCUAUUGGCACGGUCCGUGUCUUAGUUGUGGGAGAUUCUGGUGUGGGUAAGACAUCACUUGUCCAUCUCAUUCUAAAUGGUUCUGCAGUAGCACGUCCUCCCCAAACAAUUGGUUGUGCAGUUUCAGUUAAGCAUAUAACUUAUAGAAGUUCUGUGAGCUCAUCAAAUGGCUUGGAGGGAGAUGUAGAUAGAGAUUUCUUUGUGGAACUUUGGGAUGUUUGUGGACAUGAACGCUACAAAGAUUGCAGAUCUCUUUUCUAUUCACAAGUGAAUGGUGUCAUUUUUGUUUAUGACAUCUCUCAAAAGAGGACAAAAUCAAGCCUACAGAAAUGGGCUGCUGAGGUCACUGCAAAUGGGACUUUCUCAGCACCUCUGGCAUCUGGUGGGCCUUAUGGGCUUCCUGUUCCCUAUAUUGUAAUCAGUAACAAAGCAGAUAUCACAGCAAAGGAGAGUGAAAGAGGCAGCAGUGGUAAUCUUGUUGAUGUUGCUAGGCAAUGGGUUGAGAAGCAAGGUCUACUUUCAUCUAGUGAAGACCUUCCAAUGACUGCAAGUUUUCCUGGAAAUUCAGCCCAUAUUGCUGCUGCUAAGGAGGGUAGAUUUGAUAAGGAGGCUCUGAUGAAGUUUUUUCAUUUGUUGAUCAGGAGGAGGUAUUUUGCCGAUGAAAUACCUGCACCAUCUCCUUGGGGUCUUACAUCUCAAAGAACUAGUCAGCAUUCAACUGAAAUCUCAAGUGAUGAAGAUAUUUUGCCCCCAUCUGCAAGGUUGAGCAGCAAUCUGUACAAUCAUAACGUCCAUCCUCCUCUUCCAGCUCAACGUAAUCUUCCACCUCCUCCCACUUUGUACCCUCAACAACCUGUAUCCAAUUCUGAGAACUAUAGUUUCCCAAGAAUCUAUCAAAAUAUAUAUUCAGAGUUCAGUUACUCCAAAUCUAAGCGAACUGAUAUUGAUGUCUAGUUAGUAGGGAAGCUAACAGCCUGCAGGCUUGGACAGGCUCUUUUUUAAUGCUUUGGUUAGAAUUGCCAGAUUGCCGGCUGGUUAUCAUGUUUGUUCGAGUGCAGCAACCUCAUGUAGUAUUUGUUUUCUUUUCCUUCUAAAACUAGCCGAUGGGUGUUUUGGCAGGCGAAUAGAAGUUAGAGCGACAUUGAUCCUUUUGUUGCGUGUAAAUGUGGGUGUUGUUUGUAUAUAUUCUUCCCACACAAUGAUAUGGCUGAUGUACAGGGAGGUCACUAUAAUGAAAAUGAAGGUUAUUUGUCAAUUGUUUGUGUUAA